AUGCAGUACAGUUCUGGAUGGACGGCCCUCCACUGGGCUGCAUUAUUUGGUAAAGCUGAGUGUGUGUCUACCCUCAUCCCGGUCACGCCGCCCACCCCCGAGCUGCUUCAGGCCGCCGAUGGACACACCCCGGUGCACCUCGCCAGCUUUGGUGGCCACGAGGCUGUGCUGAAGGCCCUGGAGGGGGCUGGCUGGCCUCUUUACGCAAUGGACGGCGAUGGCCUGACACCCCUGCACUGGGCUGUGAGGGCAAGGAGUCUGGACGUGGUCAAGUACCUGCUGGAUAAGGACACGGCGCCCAGUACGGGGGCCGAUGAUGACCUCACGCCGCUGGACUUGGCUAAGAGGAAGGGUAAAGACUUAGCAGCGAGGUGGCUGGCGAGGAGGAGCGGCGCGGUGCACGGGGACGCCGCCCACAGCCUGCUGCCUGAGAUACCUGAAGCUCUCACCUUCCUCCAGCAGCUCCCCAUUCAGCAUCACAUUCAUUCUGCCACCAUCAACAUCCCUUAG
Molecule: messenger RNA, 510 nt
Organism: Eriocheir sinensis (Chinese mitten crab)
Lineage: Eukaryota; Metazoa; Arthropoda; Malacostraca; Decapoda; Varunidae
Product: ankyrin repeat domain-containing protein 10-like
Exons: 3
Coding region: 1-510 (169 amino acids)
Molecular function (GO): protein binding
Source: RefSeq, a predicted model, not a curated record